Messenger RNA from Cydia fagiglandana, 1113 nucleotides. RefSeq names its product DGAT1/2-independent enzyme synthesizing storage lipids. The transcript is spliced from 7 exons. Gene Ontology annotation, molecular function: acyltransferase activity. The coding region runs from base 19 to 1113 and encodes 364 amino acids. NCBI's taxonomy places the organism in Eukaryota, Metazoa, Arthropoda, Insecta, Lepidoptera, Tortricidae. The record is from RefSeq and is a predicted model, not a curated record.
GUUUUUUAUUGGUGAGCAAUGGUGGACAGUCAGUGCGGAGCGCGGCAAGUGAAAACGUACAUCAUGAGUGACUUAUUAAAAAAGUUCGAUUUGGACGCGACAAAUGAUUUUGUGAAAAUAGCUAUAGCUAUAGCCGGCUUUUAUAUGGGAAUAUUUUAUUUGGAAUACGUGGACACAGAAUACAGCUUGUGGCUGACCUGGUUCCUCAUGCCAGUAGUGGUGACAUUCCUCCUGCCAGCCGUCAUCAUAGUACUCAUAUACGUCAGCGCCAUCAUAUUCCACCUCUACAGGCUCUACAGGUUGCGGGUGGUGGACGGGGUCCAGAACGACUGGCGGCAGGCGGCGAGUCUCGCGGUCUGCGCGCUAUGGGAUGCCCACGGGUGGCUGUGGCAUGGUUACGAGAUCGAAGGCAUCGAAAACAUCCCGAACGGGCCGUUCCUAGUGAUCUACUACCACGGCGCGCUGCCCAUCGACAUGUAUUACUUCAUCGCUCGCAUGCUACUGUUCAAGAGAUUGCACAUACACACAGUAGCUGAUCGGUUCAUGUUCAAGAUACCUGGCUGGAAAACGCUUCUGGAAGGUCUCUGCGUGAUCCCCGGCACCGUGGGCGAGUGUGUGGCGGUGCUGCAGAAGGGGUCCCCGCUGGCCAUCUCCCCCGGCGGAGUGUACGAGGCGCAGUUCGGGGACCACACUUAUAAGUUACAUUGGAAGAAUAGGCUUGGCUUUGCCCGUGUCGCUAUACAGGCUAAAGUGCCAAUAAUCCCGAUGGUGACCCGCAACGUCCGCGAGGCGUUCCGCACGGUCGGCUGGCUGCGCGGCGCGUGCCGUCGCGUGUACGCGGCUACACGCAUCCCUCUCGCACCCGUGUACGGGGGCUUCCCUGUGAAGUUGGUCACGCACUUGGGGAAGCCGAUCGAGUACGACCCCAGUCUGACGCCGGAGCAGUUAGCUAAGAAGGUAUCAAAAGCCAUAGAGGAGCUAGUAGAAGAGCAUCAAACGGUCCCGGGCAACAUCCUGCGCGCGCUGACGGAGCGCGUGGUGGCGCUGCCCAAGCCCCGGCCGGCGCCCCGCGGCCCCGCCCCGCACGAGGACGCCAAAACUAAAGUCUCAUAA